AUGUCUAGCGCUAAUAUUGCCUCGCAAUUAGAGAAAUUAUCGAUUUCCAAGGUCCCCGCUUUGGAGGGAUCAUUCCCUGACUACAAUGUCGUCGACGUGAUGAGAAACUACAUUGCUACUGAACUUUCCAAGAUCUCUGGUGUCGACUCCUCCUUGAUCUUCCCAGCUUUGGAAUGGACGAAUACCAUGGACAGGGGUGAUCUUUUGAUUCCAAUCCCAAGAUUGAGAAUUAAAGGCGCCAAUCCCAAGGAAUUGGCCGUCGAAUGGGCUGAGAAAUUUCCAUUGGGAGAAUUUUUGAGCAAAGUUGAAGCCAAUGGUCCAUUCUUGCAAUUCUUCUUCAACCCACAACUUUUGAUGAGUGUCGUUAUCCCAGACGUUUUGACUAGAGAAGAACAAUACGGUGCCUGCCCGCUAGUCGAAAAUAAGAAAGUUAUCGUCGAAUUUUCUUCUCCAAAUAUUGCCAAACCUUUCCACGCUGGUCACUUGAGGUCCACUAUUAUCGGUGGCUUUUUGUCCAACCUAUAUGAAAAAUUAGGUUGGGAAGUCACCAGAAUGAACUAUCUUGGUGACUGGGGUAAACAAUUUGGUCUAUUGGCCGUAGGUUUUGAAAGAUACGGUAACGAGGAAGCCCUAGUCAAGGACCCAAUCCAUCAUCUUUUUGACGUUUACGUCAAAAUCAAUAAGGACAUUGAAGCUGAAGGUGAUUCUUUACCCUUAGAAGAAUCAACGAACGGUAAAGCCCGUGAAUACUUUAAGAGAAUGGAGGAUGGGGACCCAGAAGCUUUGAAGAUCUGGAAAAGAUUCCGUGAAUUCUCCAUCGAGAAGUACAUUGAGACGUACGCUAGAUUGAACAUCAACUACGAUGUCUACUCUGGUGAAUCGCAAGUUUCGAAGGAAUCUAUGCAGAAGGCACUAGAUUUGUUUAAGGAGAAAGAUCUAAUGCACGAGGACAAAGGUGCUAUGCUAAUCGAUUUGACUAAGUUCAACAAGAAACUAGGUAAGGCGAUUGUCCAGAAAUCUGACGGGACUACUUUGUACCUAACCAGAGAUGUUGGUGCUGCGAUGGACCGUUACGAAAAGUACAAGUUCGACAAGAUGAUCUACGUGAUUGCCUCGCAGCAAGAUCUACACACUGCCCAAUUCUUCGAAAUUUUGAAGCAGCUUGGUUUUGAAUGGGCCAACAGUUUGCAACACGUUAACUUCGGUAUGGUGCAGGGUAUGUCCACCAGAAAGGGUACUGUUGUCUUUUUGGACAAUAUCUUGGAAGAGACCAAGGAAAAGAUGCACGAUGUCAUGAAGAAAAACGAAGCAAAGUACGCACAGAUCGACAACCCAGAAGAAGUUGCCGACCUUGUUGGUAUAUCCGCUGUUAUGAUCCAGGAUAUGCAAGGUAAGCGUAUCAACAACUACGAGUUCAAGUGGGAGAGGAUGUUGUCCUUUGAGGGUGAUACAGGCCCAUACUUACAGUACGCUCAUUCCAGAUUGAGAUCCGUGGAGAGAAAUGCUAAGGAUAUCACUCCAGAGGACCUACUAAAAGCGGACUUCUCCGCCUUAACGGAACCAGCUGCCGAAUUGCUUGUCAGAAUCUUGUCUCAAUACCCAGACGUCUUGAGAAACGCCAUCAAGACGCACGAACCAACAACGGUGGUCACGUACCUGUUCAAACUGACCCACCAAGUCUCUUCGUGUUACGAUGUCUUGUGGGUUGCUGGUCAGACCAAAGAACUGGCCACCGCACGUUUGGCCCUGUACGCCGCCGCAAGACAAGUUUUGUACAACGGGAUGCGUCUACUAGGUCUGACCCCAGUCGACAGAAUGUAA
Messenger RNA from Huiozyma naganishii CBS 8797, 1821 nucleotides. RefSeq names its product arginine--tRNA ligase. Gene Ontology annotation, cellular component: cytoplasm; mitochondrion. The record is from RefSeq and is a predicted model, not a curated record. The transcript has a single exon. Gene Ontology annotation, molecular function: arginine-tRNA ligase activity; ATP binding. Gene Ontology annotation, biological process: arginyl-tRNA aminoacylation; mitochondrial translation. Bases 1 to 1821 code for a protein of 606 amino acids. Lineage: Eukaryota; Fungi; Ascomycota; Saccharomycetes; Saccharomycetales; Saccharomycetaceae.